CGUAUGCACAGCAGAGAGAAACAGUGCCUGGAAGAGAACCAAAUGCAACAGUGAGAAACUUCUACAGAAAUGGGUCUCUGAAAACUGUAUGAAGAAGAAUUAAAAUACAAUGCAGAGUGUUUUGUAAGACUGUCAAGCAAGCUAUCUUUCAGACAUGCCACUGGGAAAGAAAGUGCGUCCCAGCUCAGCCUCUGGAAAAUUAGAAACCUACCACAUUACCAGCAUUUUAGAGGAGAUAAGGCCAGCAACUGCAAAACUUGGUUCACUACGGCACCGUGCAAAAACGUCAGUAGCUGGCACCAGGUCUGAUGCUGUUCAUUGGCACUUUCAGUGGGAGGAACCACAGAAGAGCGAACAGCCUCCGGAAUGGCUGGAAAAGGAGUUACUGAAGCAGCAGCACAGACGCCAUUCCGUUAGUCUCGCUCAGAAUGUAGCAGACAAUGAAAAUAUCCUCCGAUCAGCGGAUCCUACAAGAAGUCUCCAAAAGUUAAAGAUUGAACAGAGAGUAUCACUUGGAAAUCUAGAGAAACUCAAGGUGGCUUUUGAGGAAUUUGAAAAGAAUGGCAGGAGAUCUUUGGAUGAGGUCAACUUCAAGCGAAUCGUUAAGAAGUGCUCAGGACUACAUGGGAUUAGUGAUGAACAAAUAGAAGAGUUGUUUAAGAAGAUUGAUUAUUCUGCAAAGGGCAAAAUUCAGUGGAAUGAGUUUUGCACAUACAUGCAGUUGGAGUAUGCAGAGAAGGAAGAGUCUGCAACCCGGAAGAAAGAGGUCACCUUUGCAGUUCCUGCGACUAUAAGAGAAAUGUCUCAUGGGGACCCCGUACUCAAUAUCCGCACAACACCUGACAACACAUUUAUAACUGUAAGAGAGGAUGGGAACAUCAACUACUGGUGUCCUCAACUAAAGCUAAAGAGAAGCAAGACUGUCUUUGACAGACCAACAAACAGAAAACCAAAGUGGGUAACUGAUUUUACCACUAUGCCACAAUACAACAAGCUCAUUCUGGGAACAGGAGACAGAGAAAUCCAACUGUAUGAGCUGUCCUCUCUAGAACCAUACUGUCAAGUCAGUGGAUUGGAGACUGUUCCUUUAAGGUUAAACUACUGUUCCACAGGCCUUGACGAAUGCAUGAUUCUUUAUGGAGAUGACCAGGGAGCAGUGAACAUUUUAAUAAUGACUUCAGUUGGAGAGACAUUAAGAACGUGGAAGAAGCUACCAAAAGUUGAAAACGUACCGAACAUUGGAAUAGAAAAUGCUGUUCAUUCUCCCAACAUAAUAUACAUUCGGUGGAAGGUACACGAAGAUUGGGUAACUCAGCUAAACUAUUAUGAUUCCAUCCGAUCUGUUAUCUCUGCCUCUAACCACGAGUCUACCGCUUUAGUUAUAGGUUGUACCCUAGGAACCACUAACUUAGAACAACAGAUGAAAGAAGUCAAGGACAUCUGGAAAGAGGGAAAGGGAAAAAGAGGACCUCCACUGAGGAGAGCAGACAGUGAUCAGACUGUGUUUCGAAUCCACAAGGGAGUGAAAAGCUUUGAUUUUUGUAAAGGCCACAACCUAAUAGUGACCGGCGGAAUGGACAGGAUUAUUAGGAUGUGGAAUCCAUAUGUACCCGGGAAACCAACAGGAAUGCUGAAAGGCCACUGUGCACCCGUCUUCCAUCUGCACAUCUCCACAGAGGACAACAGAAUCUUCUCAGUCUCCACCGACAAUACUGUCAAGAUUUGGGACCUUCAAGAUCAGUCCUGUCUAUUCUCAGUUGACGCCAAAACUAGCCGAAUUCGAGGGGAUGUCUCGGCCUGUCUUUAUGCACCAGCCGUUCGAUCUCUUUACAUUGCUACAGAUUCUAUAGCUCUUCUGCCAUUGAGGCUGAAGCCUCAGACUCAACCUCACCUGAUUGUUUCCCAUAAAGAGCCAGUUCUGUGCUGUGCCUACAACAAGGAGUUCAAACAAGUGGUCAGCUGCACAGAAGGAUCUGUAGUGAAAGUGUGGGAUUAUGAGACUGGAAGGCUAGUGUUCGAGUUCUGUGGUGCCCAUGGCGAUUCCUCUAUAACCUGUAUGACCUUUGAUAUGAGUGGUAGAAGGCUUGUAACUGGUGGAAGGGAUGGGUGCCUAAAAAUUUGGAAUUACAACAAUGGUCACUGUUUGCGCACUUUAAAAAAGGAAGGUAAAAGUGACGAAGUAUGUGACUGCAUUUACGUGGCAAUGAACAGGAACACGUAUGUCGUGGCUGUUGGCUGGGAUCGAAAAAUUGACAUAUAUUUUGAUUCAAUAGAUGCCUUUCAUCACAUUCAGAAUCCUCAACCACACUGGCAGGAUGACCUGAGACGUGGCCACACCGAAGAUAUUCUGUGUGUUGCUCAGUGCCCUCCAACUCUGCUAGCCACUUCAAGUUAUAAUGGAGAAAUCAUUGUGUGGAACAUGAUCUCUGGACAUGCAUGCUGCCGGCUCUAUACUCCUACACCACCUGAGUGCAGUGAUGAGAAAGUCAUUGAUAAAAGUGUUUCAAACUUAGUGUUCUUGAAGACACACGCUCUGAAAGUGAAACCUGCUGCCGCGCUAGUUUCCAAUGGACCUCAAGGCUACAUCAAUUUCUGGAGUCUGUUCAGUGAAGGCAAACACUUUGCCACAUUUCAAGCUUCCAAGAUGAAAGUGCAUAUCACAAGCAUGGCUGUGACUGCUGAUGACAGCUUCCUCUAUGCAGCGGACCAGGCCGGUUAUGUGUAUGUUUAUGAUAUUCAGGAGUUUACUCUUCAAGGACCUGAACAGGGACCACCUAAAACUGUGAACUAUUGGCGAGCUCAUAUAGACACUGUCACCAGUUUGGAGAUCAUAGAUGAAGACACAGUGUUACUCAGCUCCUCUACAGACUGUACUGUGCGACUCUGGAGCACAGAGGGAGAGUUUAUAGGUACUUUUGGACAGCCUGAGAGUUGGAACGUUCACACACCAGCUUCCUGGAAGCAUCCCAUGAUCCCUUACGAGAUUCUGGUUGAUCCACUCAGCAUGCCUGUUCACCACAUACUGGAGGGAGAGAGCAAUGCCUUGGAUGUCAUUAACUCAGACCAAACCACAAACAAAGACAUCUUCGACACAAAGCCAGAAUCUUACUACCCUCCCAGAGUUCCCCAAUCGAUAAUCAGUGAUGAAGAUAUAAAAAAAGAAAUUGACAAAAACCAUUACCCACAGGAACAUGGGAAAAGGCUUCGACAUGAAAUAUACAAGCACACAAAUAGAACUCCAAACCAUGGGGGCUCAAAAGCUUAUCAAACCCUGAAGUACUUUGAAGUAACGGACACCCCGCCUACAUGUUCGAAGCCUGAUCUGUCGGCAGCGGGAAUGGACCCUUUUAUAUCAAAUUACACGGAAGACAGUUCUGCCGACAGCUGCUGAUUCCUGCUGAAAGGAAAUGUUGCUGCAGCCGGUGAACGUCGUGUUACCUUCGUAUUCAGAAUUUACUUCUGCACAAAACGUUAUCAAUUUGUGAAGGAUCUCCUGUCUUGAAAUGUUUUAACCUACACUCAGUAAUAGCGCUUAUUGUAUUGAAGUACCUUAUGUGAGUUCAUUUGUUGAUUAUUCUAGAAAAGACUAAUCGGGAAGGGCGAGCUGUAAUAACAGUUAAUGCUUUGUAGCAUUUUGAUGUAGCGUUACAUAGGAACGCACAGAGACUGAAAUUGGGCUGUUUUGCAACAAAAUAAAUAAAUAAAUAAACAGUUACUAUUAUUAUGAAAA
This is a messenger RNA of Polyodon spathula (Mississippi paddlefish), 3730 nucleotides long. RefSeq names its product WD40 repeat domain 95 (gene wdr95). Gene Ontology annotation, molecular function: protein binding; calcium ion binding. The transcript has 30 exons. NCBI's taxonomy places the organism in Eukaryota, Metazoa, Chordata, Actinopteri, Acipenseriformes, Polyodontidae. The coding region runs from base 155 to 3391 and encodes 1078 amino acids. The record is from RefSeq and is a predicted model, not a curated record.